Molecule: messenger RNA, 1183 nt
Organism: Empidonax traillii (willow flycatcher)
Lineage: Eukaryota; Metazoa; Chordata; Aves; Passeriformes; Tyrannidae
Gene: ARMC7
Product: armadillo repeat containing 7
Exons: 3
Coding region: 191-571 (126 amino acids)
Molecular function (GO): protein binding
Source: RefSeq, a predicted model, not a curated record
CGGGGAGCCCAUCGAGGUGUCCCACAGGCGGGCCCGCGAUGGAGCUGGGGCGGCUGGAGUACCUGCAGGCGCUCGUCACCGAGUUCCAGAGGCCAAGGAGCAGGUGCUGGCGAACCUGGCCAACUUCGCCUACGAUCCCAAAAACUACGAGUACCUGCGGCAGCUCCAGGUGCUGGAUCUGUUCCUGGAUAUGCUCACCGAGGACAACGAGACCCUGGUGGAGUUUGCCAUUGGUGGUCUUUGUAACCUGUGCCUGGAUAAAACUAACAAAGAGUACAUCCUGGAGGCCAACGGGGUGGAACCCAUCAUCAACUGCCUGUCCAGCCCCAACGAGGAGACCGUGGUGUCGGCUGUCACCACGCUGAUGUUCCUCACCACGCCGCAGUCCCGGCACCAGACCACGGCCCUGCCCGUGGUGGAGUGCAUGCUCCGCUUCUCCCUCUCGGCCAACAGACGGCUCAGCAACCUGGCAACCCUCUUCCUGGAGGAUUACUGCUCCCCCCCGCAGGUGGAGGAGGCCAGGAACCUCAGCAAACACACGGCGGUGGGGAUCCCCCUCCCCAAGGACUGAAGCUGUUUGAGAGGGAAACCGCCCUCUGUUCUCACGUUCUGCUCAGCGGGUCAGGAGCGUGUCAAACACAUUAAAGAGGGAAGCUGGUCCCACCAGCACUGGGGUUUAGUUAACAAAGGUGAUGGUGCAGCACUGCCAUGGCAGCUGGGCCGAGCACGCAGCUAAAACUGCCAGCAAAUAUUUAAAAUAAAGCAGGUCAUGGCUGUUGGAGAGCAGUUUGCCAAGUGCAGCCCAGCACUCAGCUUGCACAAAUAACCCUUCCCAGCAGCAGGGGGUUUUCUGCUUGGGUUAUUGAGCAGCUUAUAUCCCCUCCAGUUCCUGGCUGAUUUUGCUGCAGCUCUCCCCUUCAGUGUCAAUGACAACUGACACGGAGUGUCAUCUCAAAUGACUUCAAAAUGCCACAGAAAUUUAUUCCUCCUGCAGAGAAAGAAGGUGUUUUCCUGCCCUGGCAGUUCACCAUCUUUCUCCAUCCCUGUGGAACUAGUUAUGCCACCCUCUCAUCGUGGCAUAGGCACCUGAGUCACUGCACAGGGCAAGCUGUAACUAUUCUUUAAAUCAAAAAGUGGAAAGUUGUUUUUCUUUCAUUACCAUUGGUGAGGAAGGUGAAGAUUU